UAAAUAUUCUUCUCUUAUUGCAGGUUUCAUCUUGGGGUGGGUAUGUGUUCCUGAUCAACAUCAUUCCUCUGCACGUGCUAACCCUGAUGAUCACAGGGCGAUUCUCCCACAGAGUUUACGUGGCUUAUUCCACACUCUACGUCAUUGGUACCAUCCUCUCCAUGCAGAUAUCGUUUGUUGGGUUCCAGCCUGUUUCCACUUCUGAACACAUGGGGGCAUUUGGUGUGUUUGGAUUGUGCCAGAUACAUGCUUUUGUAGACUACGUGCGUUCCCGCCUGAACAAGAUACAGUUUGAGGUGCUGUUUCGGGCUGUAAUCUCACCGUUGCUGUAACAGGAAUAUUGGUGCUGGUAGUGCUGACAGCUAUGGGCAAGAUUGCACCAUGGACUGGAAGAUUCUACUCUCUUCUAGAUCCAUCAUACGCCAAGAACAACAUCCCCAUCAUUUGCCUCCGUGUCUGAGCAUCAGCCCACAGCCUGGUCGUCAUUUUACUUUGACUUACAGAUGUUGACAUUCAUGUUCCCCGUGGGUCUAUAUUUCUGCUUCACUAAACUUACAGAUGAGAACAUUUUCAUCAUUCUUUAUGGUGUUCUCAGCAUAUAUUUUGCAGUA
Messenger RNA from Cherax quadricarinatus, 611 nucleotides. The record is from RefSeq and is a predicted model, not a curated record. Lineage: Eukaryota; Metazoa; Arthropoda; Malacostraca; Decapoda; Parastacidae.